AUGUUUGACAGCUCACAGUACCCCUAUAACUGCUUCAAUGAUGACGCUGACGACUAUCCUGCCGGCAGCGCCGAUGAGGAAAAGCGGCUCACAAGGCCAGCAUACAGCUACAUCGCUCUCAUCGCCAUGGCCAUUCAACAGAGCCCCGCGGGCCGCGUGACCCUGUCGGGCAUCUACGACUUUAUCAUGCGCAAGUUCCCCUAUUACCGCGCCAACCAGCGCGCCUGGCAGAACUCCAUCCGCCACAACCUGUCGCUCAACAGCUGCUUCGUCAAGGUGCCACGGACCGAGGGCCACGACAAGGGCAAAGGUAACUACUGGACGUUCGCGGGCGGCUGCGAAUCCCUCCUGGACCUUUUCGAGAAUGGCAACUUCCGUCGGCGACGCAGGCGACGCGGCCCCAAGAGCGAAGAGGCCCCGGGUCCCCUCCAGCCAGCAGCCCGCGGGUCCCCGGGCCCCGAUGGCACGCAAGCCCCAGAUCGCGAGGCUCAGGCAAGCCUUGUGACACACAGAGACAUUAAAUUCAGCAUUGACUACAUCCUAUCUUCCCCGGACCCUUUCCCAGUUCUCAGGUCGUCCUGUCACUCACAGGAAGCCAGGUACCCGACUCUGGAGCCCCAGCAAAUGAGCUUCCAGUUUUGGGCAGCAUGAGGUGGCCUCUGGGUCUCUGCCCCCGGUGGCUGCUGCAGCCAGUUGAGGACUCGGGCCUGAUUCUCCCCUGAA
This is a messenger RNA of Rattus rattus (black rat), 723 nucleotides long. RefSeq names its product forkhead box L3 (gene Foxl3). The transcript has 3 exons. Gene Ontology annotation, biological process: regulation of transcription by RNA polymerase II; anatomical structure morphogenesis; cell differentiation. Gene Ontology annotation, molecular function: DNA-binding transcription factor activity, RNA polymerase II-specific; RNA polymerase II cis-regulatory region sequence-specific DNA binding. The record is from RefSeq and is a predicted model, not a curated record. Bases 1 to 651 code for a protein of 216 amino acids. Lineage: Eukaryota; Metazoa; Chordata; Mammalia; Rodentia; Muridae.